Messenger RNA from Danaus chrysippus (African queen), 492 nucleotides. The record is from the annotation of a GenBank genome assembly. Lineage: Eukaryota; Metazoa; Arthropoda; Insecta; Lepidoptera; Nymphalidae.
AUGAUCGGCAUCCGGCGUUGGGCAAUUCUUGCCGCAUUUUUGUGGUUAGCUAUCGCGAGCGAAGCCCGGAAGAAACUGAAGCGAGACGAGUUGGAAAGCUUGAAGUCAAUUGAGACGGAUAUUGAUGAGGAAUUUGAUGAGUUAGAGUCAUGCCAAUGCGGCGUGUUCAUGUCUCAGCAAAUUGGUAUAAGGGAAGGUCGACGUAGACCACGAGGACCUCCUGAGGGCGAGCCUGUGGUCACGUACGACACGGAGAGCCCCAGCCUGCCGUGCGGCACCGGGGGCUUUAAACACUGCAUUAGCAAGUGUCUGGAUGUGAUACUCAAGUAUUUGCCGCGCGCGGGACCCGUCAUCUGUGGUGCAGUGGAGCGUGAUGUCUACAGGGAAAAAGCCUUCCUUUUCAUCAGGAACUGCGGCGGACAAUGGACCCCGACUAACUUCUCCGCUGGGAAAGAGUUUUGUUGUACGGACGGACAACAUCAUAAGUGCUGA